GCUUUCGGCAUUGUGUCGAAUGACAGAUUCGCCUCGAUUAGAAAUGCAAGACCUAGGUCGUCUAUAGUAGAUAUAUAUCCAUGCUGCCGCUCUUGAUGAUCUGCUAGUUCUAUUAGUCUCAUUGAAUCUUGCUCGACUUCAAGGCGCAGACAACACGUCCAGUCACGAUCAAUUGCAGUCCGACAGCGACUGAGAAUACACAAACACUCAACCCCACCACAUCCAACAUGUCUACGCAGACGCAGACACAGCAGAAGUUUGCAGUCUCAGAAGACAUUCCAGUUCCACGAGGCGAGGUUCAGUCAAAACUUGUCUUCUACGCACCACCCGAAGAUGGUUCCGUACCUUUCAACUACAUCGAGAAGCCUCCGGAGGGACUGCCUCAACGCAACUACGGCCAAGAUGAACAAUCCAUCACGAUCCAAGACAUCCGCGGCCGCGAACACGAAUUCGACAUGAACAAAGGCGGCUUCGGCGUCCUCCAAAACAUCUCGAGCGAAAUGCAAAACUCUGACUUUUCCAACGACGACAAAAUCCAACAAACUUACUACCCCGAAAUUGAGAAACUCAUCCUCGAAAAAGUCCCCGGCGCCAAACGCGUCUUCAUCUUCGACCACACUGUCCGCCGCAGCGAUCCCAACGCCCACCGCGCACCUGUCAACAGAGCGCAUAUCGACCAAACGACCAAAUCUGCAAAUAUGCGUGUAGACUACCACAUGGGCUCCGAAGCCGAAGAGCUCAAGAAUGGUCGCGUGAGACUCAUCAACGUCUGGCGACCACUUAAUGGCCCCGUCGUCGCUUCACCUCUCGCAUACGCAGACUCUCGAUCUGUACCGGAUGAAGAUAUUGUUCCUGUGGAACAUCGAUACCCGCAUCGGACGGGCGAGACGGCGGGUGUGAAGUUUACGCCAAAGGGACAGUGGUAUUAUUGGAGUGGGAUGGGGAAUGAUGAGAGGAUUUUGUUGCAGUGUUAUGAUAGUCAGGAUGGGGCGAGGACGCCGCAUUCGGCGUUUGUGGAUCCUAGGACUAAGAAGGAGUGGCCUGGGAGGGAGAGUAUUGAGGUUAGGACUUUGGUUUUUGGGUGAGCUGGGAGAAGAGCUUGGGAUGUUUUGAGGAUGAGAUAUGAGUAGAUGAUUAUAUGAAUGCAUGUUAUACGAAACGAGCCAUUGCUUUUCUCAUGACCCGAAGGAUGU
Messenger RNA from Cercospora beticola, 1193 nucleotides. RefSeq lists its product as uncharacterized. The record is from RefSeq and is a predicted model, not a curated record. NCBI's taxonomy places the organism in Eukaryota, Fungi, Ascomycota, Dothideomycetes, Mycosphaerellales, Mycosphaerellaceae. Gene Ontology annotation, molecular function: oxidoreductase activity.